Lytechinus pictus (painted urchin) is the source of this 7080-nucleotide messenger RNA. RefSeq names its product macrophage mannose receptor 1-like. The transcript has 41 exons. Gene Ontology annotation, molecular function: signaling receptor activity. The record is from RefSeq and is a predicted model, not a curated record. Lineage: Eukaryota; Metazoa; Echinodermata; Echinoidea; Temnopleuroida; Toxopneustidae. The coding region runs from base 215 to 5998 and encodes 1927 amino acids.
AUUUACUUCUGGAUUGAUCGAUGGAUGGGGAUGUUUUAGGAGUCCAGCUUUCAUCGCUUCCAAUUUGAAGUUCAUAUUAUCAAGAAGAAUUAUAUUUUUGGUUACAUUUUAAUGUAUUGCUGAUGUUUCUAGUGUUUUCGAGCCAAAUGAGUAAAUAGACAAGCAAUCUAGAGUAUUUUGUUGAGGUGGAGAUUGAUAUUGUUCAAAUAGUUGAAUGGCAGUGGAUACCAUGCAUCUGAAAGUUUUUAUAUUUCUUGUGCUACAGCCCCUUUUAGUUGUUUGCCAGUUGUGUCCAUCUGGCUGGUCCCUCAAUGAGGAACGCUGUUACAAAGUCUACACUGAUAGAAAGACUUACUAUGAAGCACAACAAUUCUGCAAACAAAACGAUGGUGACCUGGCAAUGGUUAAGACAAAUUCAGUCAAUGAUCUCUUGACAAAGCUACUCCAAGAUGCAGGUGAAAAUGUAGGUUACCUUGGUCUUCAUGAUUUAGCUAAUGAGGAUUCAUUCUAUUGGGUAGAUGGUACACCACUCACUAGUAGCCAAUCUCAUUGGGGUACUGGUGAGCCCAGCGAUGAUUCAGGGAAUGAUGAUUGUGUUCAACUCAAACAUUUCACAGAUGGCGAUAGUGAUGAUUGGUAUUGGAUUGACAUUUCAUGUACUUUAAGUGCGCCUUACAUCUGUGAGAGAAGCAAUGAGCUUCCUCUAGCUUGCGAUGAAAGUACGAAGUGGUAUGGUACAGCUGGACAGUGCUACAAGUACUAUAGCUUUAAAAGAUCAUGGGUGAAUGCUGACAACUACUGUCGUUCCGUAGGGGGAACUCUUAUUUCAGUAAAUUCUGAAGAAGAGCAAACCUUGGUUGCUAAUCAAGUCAGUGUGUCACUGAAAAAUGUUUGGCUUGGCUUGAGUGAUACGGUUGGUGGAGCUGCUGGUAACUACAAGUGGUCAACUGGAGAAUCUCUUUCAUAUUCUAAUUGGGGGACAGGUCAACCAGACAAUCGUUUCUUCACAUCUGGAGGGGACUGUGCAGAAAUAUUGGAAUCGGAUCCAGAUGGAAAAUGGAGCACUGAUGUAUGUACCACAGCCAAAAAUUUCAUGUGUGAGAGACCAGAAGGUUAUUGUCCGGCGGGAUGGCAUCUCUAUCGCGGCCACUGCUACCAAUUCAACAUACAACAUCCAACAAAAUGGAAGACAGCCAAGUUUACUUGUGAGGCACAGGGUGCCUAUCUCUUAACCAGCUUAAAUUCAGCAGAGAAUACCUAUAUCGUGAAUCAAAUGAAGGAUUAUCAUGAUAUUGGAGUAGAAAGUUCAUGGCUAGGUCUGUCAGAUACUGAAACUGAUGGUUCAUUUGUAUGGGUUGAGGGUAGUUCUCUUAGCUACACAAACUGGGAUAUUGGACAGCCAGUCAACACAGCCAAUAAUGAAGAUUGUAUAUAUAUUACCACAGGUGAUGGAACUGGCAAAUGGAGUUCUAAGAAUUGUGUAUUAGAAAAUCCCUACAUUUGCAAAAUCAAAGCUAGUAUACCAAUUACUCCAUUGGAUCCUGAAAUAGGUGUGCGUACUUGUGAUGAUGGUUGGACACUGAACGGUGUUUCAUGUUUUUACUUUGUUCGCAAGGGAUACCUAUAUAACGAUGCAGAAGAAAAUUGCAAAACCUUAGGAGGCCACCUUGCCAGCAUUCACUCUCAACGAGAGCAAAAUUUUCUUUCAAUGCGAGCGAGGAUGGGUGGAGCUUACCUCUGGAUUGGUUUCCAUGACUACAACACUGAAAAUGUAUUUUCUUGGACAGAUGGAACACCGAAUGAUUUUCAAAAUUGGGCCAAUGGUCAACCUGAUAAUUGGAAGUCAGGAGAAGAUGCUGUUCACAUGAGAACCAAUGAGGUUGAUGCUGGAAAGUGGAAUGACAUCGAUGGAGAUACACAGAAACUUGCAUCUGUUUGCAAGAAGCCAAGUAGUGAUGGAUCUUCUGUCAAUCCUCCUGUUGUACCAACUCCUGCCUUUGACCCUCGUUGUGGCAAUGGAUGGGAUUAUGAUGAGACUAGUGAAAACUGUUAUCUGUUCAAGUAUAGCGAGUACAAAAGCUGGUUAGAUGCUAGAGAAUAUUGCCAGACACAAGGUGGAGACUUGGCAAGUAUAACAAGCCCAGCUGAACAAAGUUACAUAAAUGGCAGGCUUUUCUUUACCACUGAGAAUGACAUGUGGAUUGGAGGAACAGAUUUCACCAAAGAAGGAGGAUGGGAAUGGACUGAUGGAUCAGGGUUUGCCUAUCUUAACUGGGCCCCCGAUGAACCCAACAACGUAGGAAGCAGCGGUGAACAUUGCAUGGAAAUCUUCACCAAGACAGAUACUUGGAAUGAUAACCAAUGUGAGAUACAGAGGGGAUUCAUCUGCAAGAAAAAUGGCUAUUUAACAACGCACUUCUAUGUGACAUUUCACAACUACUUGAAUGGUCCCGGUCAAUUGGUUUUAUCUGGAGUUUACCCCGAUGAGUGUGCGUCCCGGUGUGUUAAGAUGACUGAUUUCACUUGUAAGUCAUUCAAUUACAACCGAGUAUCCCAUGAAUGUACAUUCAAUGAUGGCUCAACCUCAACACCCAUGUCUGAUGGCAACAUGGACUACUAUCAAAGAUUGAUGGAUGUGAGAGAUCCAGCUGUUACAACCCUUGGUCCUGGUUUCCGAUGUCCGGAAGGAUGGUCAGGGUAUGGUGAUGACUGUUACUUCAUGUACAUCCAAUCAAAACUAACCUACUCUGAGAUUCGCCAGAAGUGUCAGGAUUUAGGUGGAGACCUAGCAUCAAUUCAUGACAUCAAUGAGAACAGCUUCAUCCAAGCUCUGGCACGUGAAAACGGAAUGGAUGUAGAGUUUUGGAUUGGACUUCAUGACCAGAAUCAGGCUAUGAACUUUCAGUGGGUAGAUAACACUCAAGUCGACUUCACGCUGUGGAAUACAAAUGAGCCUAAUGAUUACCAAGGAACUGCUGAAGACUGCGUUGAAAUGUAUCUAACUGGUUAUUGGAAUGACAAUCUUUGUACAAGGAAGUGGCAUGGAGCAUGCAAAAGACCCAAAGAGAACCUUGGUCCUACUCUUACACCUGUUGUUCCUUCAGGGUGCAAUUUGGGAGAGAUAGCAAAUGGAGGUUCAUGUUACAUUGUGAUGGACAGCACUAAAAGCUGGCAGGAUGCUCGAGAUGACUGUGCUAGGUUUGAUCCUCGUGGGAACCUCGUCUCUAUCAUGGAUAGAUAUGAGCAGAGUGUUCUGACUAGUAUACUAGGAGGUCAAGAUGGCAGUCUAUUCUGGAUUGGACUCAGUGAUUUGGAGAAACCAGGCCAGUAUCGAUGGAGUGACAAUACUUUUGUUACCCUCACAAAUUGGGACUAUGAGCAACCAGAUGACUCAAAGGGCAACUGUGUAGCAUCAACGACUGGCAUUAUGGCUGGAUUGUGGCGUAACAUUGAUUGCGCAUCAACAAAUAAAUAUAUAUGUGAGCGAGGUCGUGAGGGCUACCCUGCACCCCAAACCAUAGGACCAACAACUAUCCCUACUGCACCUAGUAAUGCAGGUUGCUAUGAUGAUAGGUGGAAAGGCUAUGGUAAUAAUUGCUUUAUGCUUGUGAUAUCUGAUGUGAGUGGAUCCACUCGUCGAAACUGGAAUGACGCUCGUACAUUCUGCUUGGCCAUGGGAGCUGAUUUGGCCAGUUUCCACAGUCAGGCUGAAGAGGAUUAUAUCCUGUCUGGAUACCCCAACAAUCCCGCACGAUUUUAUGUUGGACUUCAUGACAUAACAGAAGAAGGAGGAUUUGAGUGGUCUGAUGGUACACCAGUAGAACAUACUAACUGGAACCCAGGGGAACCUAAUAAUUGGGGUUCAGGAGAAGAUUGUACUGAAGUCUUUUUGGAUGACAGGAACUGGAAUGAUAUCUUCUGCACUAACCUUAAUGAUUGGAUCUGCAAGAUACAAAAAGGAGUAGUGCCAACUUAUACAACAAUGGCUCCUCCAACUAUCACACCAUAUCCCCCUUGUCCAAGCAGCCAAGACUGGAUCCUGUUUCCCCCAAACAACUACUGUUACUUCUUCAGUCAGGGAUUAAGCUUAGAUGCUGGCAAGAAGAGUUGGAUGAAUGCUAAUGAGUACUGCAUGCAGAGUGGUGGAUACCUGGUCUCUAUACACAAUCAAGAGGAAAAUGACUUCCUAAACUCAUAUAUGUUACGAUUUGGGACAGUGGGAGGAUUUGAUCAUCCAUGGAUAGGCCUAAGAGAGUACACAACAGAAGGAGUAUUCACUUGGAGUGAUAGGACAGCAGUUGACUAUACUAGUUGGGCUGAUGGUGAACCUAAUGAUUACAAUGGAGAAGAGCAGUGUGCUGAAUUUUAUUACCCAGCUGGGUCAUGGAAUGAUGCUAAUUGUGCCAAAGAGACUGUCUUUGUCUGUCGCAAGCCGUUUGGAAACAUUGGUCCUGUCACCUACCCACCAACGAACCCUCCUAUUGGUAAUUGCCAACCUGGAUGGAUUAGAUUUGACAACAGGUGCUAUAAGAUAUAUGGUGUUGAUGAUCCUAAUCAACGUAUGAGCUGGUUUGAAGCAAGGGAUACCUGUAAGGCCAUUACCAACACUAACCUGGUUACCAUUCACAACCAUGAAUUACAGGCAUUCCUGACAUCCAAGUUGAUUGGGACUAAUACUGCGAUGUGGCUAGGACUAAGUGAUUCUAUUAUUAGUGGACGAUUUUUCUGGACUGAUGGUUCAUCUGUAGACUACACCUACUGGAACUCUGGAGAACCAAAUAAUUAUGGCUCUGGUGAGGAUUGUACAGAGAUGAUAGCAAUUGAAACUUCGGCUGGUAAAUGGAAUGACCUCACCUGUGAUGCAAAGUUAGGCUUCAUAUGUCAGGGAGUAUUAGAUCCUAACGGGCAAGCGCCAACUGAUGAACCCAACAAUUGUCGGGAUGGUUUCACACAGUAUGAUACAGCCUGUUACCAGGUUCUUGAUCGUCCCUAUGUAUUUUCUGAGGCUCAGGGGGCAUGUAAGGCCCUAGGUAGUGAUGUAUCUCUGAGUAGUGUGAAUAGCUGGUAUGAGGAGGCAUUUGUUGAGACCAUGUCCCAUACUUCUGGUGGUGAUCCCCUGUGGAUCGGUUUCUAUGCGGUAAGUGGAGAGUAUAAAUGGAUGGAUUCUUGGCCUGUUUGGUUUACUGCUUGGGGUCCAAGUGAACCUAGUGCUGCUCCAGGAGAAGGAUGUGUAACGUUAUUACCUGCAGGAGGCUGGGAUGAUACUAACUGUCAAGGACUCUUCAAACCUCUAUGCAAAUACAGUCUUAUCACUACACCAACAGAACACCCUGAAAUGCCUGGCUACUGCCCUGAUGAUUGGACUGCUUACCACGAUGGUUGUUAUAAAGUAUUUGCUCAAGACAAUGACCGUAUGUCUUGGCCUGAAGCUCAGUUUAAGUGUGACCAAAUAAAUGGGUCAUUGGCAAGCAUCCAUACCAGACAGGAGAUGGAGAUUAUCAGAGACUUGAUGACUGGUGGAAGGGUAGACAUCUGGUCUGGUCUUAGAAGGGGAGAUUCAGGUGGAUUUGAAUGGGAAGAUGCCACCCCUGUGGAUUACACCAAUUGGAAUAAUGGAGAACCAUCAUUUGCUACCCAACCUGGCUAUGAGGACUGUGUAGAGAUGUAUCUUAGUACUGGUAAAUGGAAUGAUGUGGAUUGUCUAAAUGAGCAGGGAUAUGUGUGUGAACAGCCUAAGAUUGGAGGAGAGCAACUAAUACCUGACAUUCAAGGUCUACCAAUUGGAGCUAUCGUUGGUAUCAUCAUCGCAGCAAUCAUCAUCGUCUGUGGUAUCGCUCUGAUCGUAUUCUUCAUACGGUCCAAGCAAGGCUCUCUAUCAAUGAAGAUGAACGGUACCAGCGAUGUCCCAGGCAGCGUUGGUUUUGAUAAUGCCCUCUAUAAGGCGGAUGGUGAUAACACUAUUCAAAUCAAGGAACCUAAUCAAGACUCUAAGGCUUAGAUACCAUCAUCCCAUGCCAUACUCUAAAUUGGUCAAAUUCAUGUGCUAAUAAGAAAGAAAAUCAUUUCAUUUGUCUCUGGUAAACUCUUGGACCUCACUCCAUGGUAAACCAAAAGACAGAUUUGAUGGAGUACUUUAAGUGAGACCUUAAUAUUCCAUACGACUAUCGAGUAUUGUUAUAGCCUAAUAUCAGUCAAUAUGAAAGAUUAGCUCUCUGUGAUCUUCUUUUCCUUAUUUUGUUUGCAUUAUAUUAGAUCUGUAUUUCUUUCUUUUUAAACAUCUACUCUCUGCAUAUUAAAAACUGUCUUUGUUCAAUAUCAAACAGAUGGUAAUGAAUCAUAAGCCAUUUACCAUUGAUUGAUAUGCUUUAAAAAUUUGUUGAUCUACAUGUAGAUGGGAGCAUUAUGUAUGAAAGCAAACAAGACAAUUUAUGUAUAAUAUAUUCAAAUGUUUUGAGAAUAUUAAGUGGUGAAUGAAAAGGACAAAUUACUUGUUUCAUGUACUAUUAAAUGUAGAUUGAUAAAAAUAUCAAUCAUAUUGGGUUGGAGCUUAUGUAAUUCGCGUGAAGUCUGUUUUCACUAUAGUUUGUAUGUGCUGUUUUGAAAAUACUAUAUAUCUUUUAAAAAAGUGAUAAUGUAUGUAUGUAUCAUAAUAGUUGAUAAAUUUGGUAAUCCAAUUUAUAUUUUGUACUUUUUUUCAUUGCUAAAAUUUGCUUCAAAGAUUACAGAUUUCUUUAUACAUUUCAUUGACUGCCAUAUGUAUUGAUUAAGAUUGAAAUGUAUUUGUUGUGCUUAAACGUGCCAAGUAUAAUAUGAAAAGUGUUUGGUAUAUUUUAGAAAAAAAAUGAUUUUCUGGAAGUCACCUUUAAUACAAAUAUUUAAAAAAUAUGAUAUCUUUCUAUUUUGUCUGUUUUCUCUUAUGUGUGUCUAUAAUCUGACUUUGUUUAACCUUCAGCAAUCCUAUAAAGGAUGCUAAUUUUCAGGAUGUAGAAUGUUUGUUACGACAAAGCUUAGCAACACUUUGUUAUCAAACACGAGAUAUAUCACUUACAAAAUAUAAACAGCAUUAUAUGCUUCGAUCUC